Molecule: messenger RNA, 1575 nt
Organism: Peronospora farinosa
Lineage: Eukaryota; Oomycota; Peronosporomycetes; Peronosporales; Peronosporaceae
Source: the annotation of a GenBank genome assembly
AUGCCGCUCAUUGCGCUCCUGCUGUGCUUGUGCUCGCUGCCCGGUGCCGCUCGUGCCGUGUUUACAGAGCAGUUAACACUACGUCCUCUUCCUGCUAUUAACCAGGUUCUUGGACGCUUUGAGUUUUCUGUGGAUGAGAAUUCUCGUCCUGACAAUGGCGUCUCGCUCUUCCCUAAUGUAUUGCGUCAAAUCCUCGAGAAACACGACGCUGAGUCGUUUCAUCUCACGUUUUCCGUUGGUAAAUACGUGGAUUGGCGCUACGGCUCAUCACAAAGCGUUAACGGCUCUGGAUUCACCCACGCGCCCUUUGGUACGCGGCUACAAGUCGUUUUACGUGGCGAUACCAACGCCCAACAGCGCUGGAGAGGUAUCACAUCAGAGCUCGGCGGCAUCUUCUCGGCAUCACUGAGUCAGAUGAAUGAGGCAGUCGUGACUGGGCUGCUACCAUCUUCAACACCACAAGAGCUGGGUGCUUUCCCGAUGACCAAUGCUGACUCAGAGCACGUGUUCCUACACGGUUCGCUGGCUCGCGAGGAGCUCUGCACAGAGAAUUUGACACCCUGGCUCAAGAUGUUGCCAUGUCGAGCCAUUUCUGGGCUUGGAUCUCUGAUUGACCCUAUUAAUGCCUUAUCAGGGGAGUAUCUGUCCAUGUCGCUAUUAGCAAAGAGAUCGUCGGACAACCGUUGGAUUCUUCGACAGCAUCUGACGACGGUGCAAAGUUUCAACGAACAUAACAAAGAACGUUGGAGUCUUGGCUCUUUAUUCUUUGCAAACGGCGAGUCCAGCACUGAUAUUUGUGCGUGUCCGCUCGCAGAAGAGAGUGUUAUUCAAACGGAAGAUAUGGAGUCGUCGAAUGUUGUGACUACCGAUCUUCGUGAGACACCUGUUUCUCUUUUUACCCCAUGGUUUAAAGACUGGGAAAGUGCGGUGAAAGAAGCCUCUUUGAGAGACAGCUACAAGGCGCAACGGGAUGUGGUGUCUGUACAUCGCUUUGCUACUGGGUACGGCCAAGUCCGCGGGGGCAUCGCAGUGCAGCUGCAGAAUAAUCACCCGUCAUGUGAUAUGCAUGUCACGUAUCAUGAUGUUAUCCCAUGGUACCUUCGUAUUUACUUUCAUACGUUCCAAGCGACUAUUGAUGGAAAUGAGCUGAAGGCACAAGAAUUGAUCCAAUCGUUUGAGUUUGUGCCAGCCGAAUUGCGAAGUCAACCCAACCAGUUGCGCCUCAAAGCGUUUCUGCCGGCCAACAAUACGCUGGUUUUCUCGCUUCAGAUGGAAAAGGUGUUCUUGCGCCUAUCAGAGCAUCCACCCGAUGCCAACCGGGGUUUUGACAUCUCUUCUGGUGUGGCAACCUUUCAGGUUGACUCGAAGUGUGGCAAGAACACUGGGUCUCUGUUUUUCACCACCACGUUGUACACGGAGCCCUUGCUCGUGCCGCUGCCUACGCCUGACUUUAGCAUGCCGUAUAAUGUAAUUACAAUGACGUCGACUGUCGUCGCUUUCUUCGUGGGCACGAUGCUCAACGCACUCCUGCGGAAGGCGCCGCGGUUGAAGCAAAUAAUGACAACUAGCCCAUAG